CAUAAACCUUGACAGAAUGUCCCGAAAACUUAUCAAUCUUUUAAUGAAUUUUUAAAAAUUUUAAUUUUUGGCGCCUUUGUCUGGCAGCACUAUGAGAGGCAAAUACUUUCCAGCAAUCUGGUGGCGUUAUGCUCACCUUUCGCCCGGGUGGCAGCCCUGUGACAACCCCAACCAAAGCUCCACCAAAAUCUUGCCAUUUUUUUUCUGUUCCUGCAAGGUAAAUUGCCAUGUUUGCGCUACGACAGCUGCGCCUCCAGAGUGCGAGACACUUCCGCAGCUCUUAUGCAGCGACGGCAACAACAAAACACAUGCGGCUCCGGCUGCCAGCGCGUGUUCUGAUUGGAGAUUUGAGCCGCUGGGACAAACCGCAGAUGCAGGACAUCAGUUCCAGAAGCUCUAGUAGCUCCAUUGACCCCGUUAAGCCCUCUACGCCGAUGGAGGAACUCCUGGCGGCCACCAAGCCAUAUGCCCAACUAAUGCGAAUAGACCGGCCUAUUGGAACCUACCUCCUUUUCUGGCCCUGCGCCUGGAGCAUAGCCCUCAGUGCGGAUGCAGGAUGCUGGCCCGAUCUCACCAUGCUGGGAUUGUUUGGCACUGGGGCACUAAUAAUGCGCGGAGCGGGCUGCACCAUCAAUGAUCUCUGGGACAAGGACAUCGACGCCAAGGUGGAGCGAACCAAAAUGCGACCAUUGGCCUCCGGACAGAUUAGUCAGUUUGAUGCCAUAGUCUUUCUCUCGGCGCAGCUCAGUCUGGGUCUUCUCGUGCUGGUCCAGCUCAACUGGCAGUCUAUAUUGCUGGGAGCCAGUUCGCUGGGGCUGGUAAUCACCUAUCCGCUGAUGAAACGGGUCACCUACUGGCCCCAGCUGGUCCUUGGCAUGGCCUUCAACUGGGGCGCCCUGCUCGGCUGGUGCGCCACCCAGGGCAGUGUGAACCUGGCCGCCUGUCUGCCGCUCUACCUCUCUGGCGUUUGCUGGACCAUUGUGUACGAUACGAUAUACGCCCACCAGGACAAGUUGGAUGACCUGCAGAUAGGCGUCAAGUCAACGGCUCUGAGAUUCGGUGAGAACACCAAGGUUUGGCUGUCCGGCUUCACGGCAGCCAUGCUGACGGGUUUGUCCGCAGCGGGCUGGGCUUGCGAUCAAACAUUGCCUUACUACGCGUCAGUUGGAAUAGUGGGUGCUCACCUUGUGCAGCAGAUCUACUCCCUCAACAUUGACAACCCCAGCGACUGUGCCAAGAAGUUCUUCUCGAAUCACCAAGUGGGCCUCAUUCUGUUCCUCGGCAUUGUGCUGGGCACUCUCCUGAAAUCAGAUGAAACAAAGAAAAAGCGCCAAGCCACACUGACAACUGCGACGGCCAGCUCCUAUGUCCCCACGUUACCCCAAAAGCCAGAGGUUAUAAGCUGAGAUAUUCCAAGCCGGUCGGAGUUCUGUGCUAAUUAUCGUUUAUCGCGCGCUUUUCGUUCGCCAAAACCAAAGUCUUUAGGUAUCUGAUUAGGUAAAACCGUGUAAAUAGGGUUAUGACAAUUUUUAGUUUAUUAGCAAUAUUUUAAGUCAAAAAGAUUGCUAAGUGCGCAGCUCACUUUAACAUUAAUUAACUUUUAAUUGUAAGUGCCCCCUUGACGUAAGAACUUACGUAAAUCACCCAUCCCCUCAAACCCCCUUUCCCAUUUCUAAAACAAACUGGUUUCUGUAUUAAAUUCUUAUGUGUUAUUUAUUAUUAUACAGAUUUUGGUUGUCUAUUGAAAGCCAAAUACUCUUCAAUUGUA
This is a messenger RNA of Drosophila ficusphila, 1768 nucleotides long. It is a transcript of the gene Coq2, whose product is annotated as 4-hydroxybenzoate polyprenyltransferase, mitochondrial. The record is from RefSeq and is a predicted model, not a curated record. Gene Ontology annotation, biological process: ubiquinone biosynthetic process. Gene Ontology annotation, cellular component: mitochondrial inner membrane. The transcript is spliced from 3 exons. Bases 228 to 1406 code for a protein of 392 amino acids. Lineage: Eukaryota; Metazoa; Arthropoda; Insecta; Diptera; Drosophilidae.